This is a messenger RNA of Anopheles merus, 1995 nucleotides long. RefSeq lists its product as uncharacterized. Lineage: Eukaryota; Metazoa; Arthropoda; Insecta; Diptera; Culicidae. The coding region runs from base 1 to 1995 and encodes 664 amino acids. The transcript has a single exon. The record is from RefSeq and is a predicted model, not a curated record.
AUGAAGACGAAUGGCAUUUACACUGUUCGCAACGUCGGAAGAAAACGCAAAUUCGUCUCGGUCGAGCUCAACGGGGUAGCAGUCAAGCUUCAGCACGACUCGGCGUCCGACAUCACCAUCAUUUCGAACGAAACAUGGGCUACCAUCGGACGACCACCCACUCAACCGACCGAUGAAUCUGCUGUCACAGCGUCUGGUAGUGAUUUGAAUCUCCUCGUAGAGUUUCAAGCCGACAUCACUAUUAACGACGUGACCAAGACAGGGCGCAUUUUCAUCUCUGAUAGCGCCGAUCUCAACGUUUUGGGAAUCGAUACUAUGGAUCUGUUUGAUCUGUGGUUCGUACCGAUUAACAGCUUGGUCAACGUCGUACAUCAAAACUCUGACCAAUACGUUGAUCGCCUCAAGCACCAGUUUCCGGAGGUUUUUCGAAGCACGCUGGGUAGAUGCACAAAAGCGCAAGUGAAGUUAUACUUGAAGCCUGAUGCCCGUCCAUGCUACUGUCCGAAGCGACCAGUGGCGUAUGCGGCUCUUCCCAAAGUAGAUGCGGAACUCGAAAGGCUCGAAACAAACGGUAUAAUUUCUCCAGUUCAAUUCUCGGACUGGGCAGCACCAAUAGUCGUCGUACGGAAGUCGGACAAUGUUUCGGUCCGUGUGUGCGGUGAUUAUUCUACGGGGCUGAACAACGCGCUGGAAUGUGACCGUCAUCCUCUACCUCAUCCUGACGAUCUUUUCGCGGAGCUGGCUGGGUCACACUAUUUCACACACCUUGACUUAUCAGACGCCUAUCUACAAGUUGAGGUCGAGGUGGAAUCGCGCAUGCUGCUUACCGUGAACACACAUUGCGGCCUUUUCCAGUACAACCGACUUCCUCCCGGAGUCAAGUCGGCACCUGGCGCUUUCCAACACAUUAUUGACAGCAUGGUGGCUGGCAUCUCUGGAGUGAAACCUUACCUUGAUGAUAUCUUCAUUGCUGGCCGCACCAAAGAGGAGCACGACCGUAUCCUCUAUGCUGUUCUCGAACGCGUCCGUGAGUAUGGUUUCCAUUUACGCCUUGAAAAAUGUCGUUUCGCGCUUUCCCAGAUCGGUUUCCUUGGAUUGAUCGUCGACAAGGACGGUGUUCGGCCUGACCCGUCCAAAACAGAAGCCGUUGCCAAGAUGCCACCCCCGAAGGACGUGAAGCAACUUCGCUCCUACCUCGGAGCUAUCAACUAUUAUGGUCGAUUCGUUCCACAGAUGAAGCACCUCAGGGAUUCCCUGGAUGACCUACUGAAAAAGGAUGCUCGCUGGAACUGGACAAAAGAGUGUCAGAAAACUUUUGAGCAGUUUAAGACCAUUGUACUCUCCGACCUGCUGCUUACUCACUAUGACCCAUCUAAGGAGAUCAUCGUCGCGGCAGACGCAUCGAAGUAUGGUCUAGGCGCUGUCGUCAUGCAUCGUUUCCCCACCGGUGAGGUGAAGGCAAUCGCACAUGCUUCUCACUCACUGACGGCAGCGGAAAUGAACUACGGCCAAGUGGAAAAGGAAGCAUUGACGUUGAUAUUUGCUGUCACCCGUUUCCAUAAGAUGCUGUACGGACGUCAUUUCACUCUCCAAACCGAUCAUCAACCGCUGCUCAAAGUUUUCGGCUCGAAAAAAGGAAUACCAGUUUACACAGCCAAUCGUCUGCAACGAUGGGCUUUGACACUUCUCCUGUAUGACUUCGAGAUCAAGCACAUCUCGACGAUGAAUUUUGGCUACGCAGACUUCCUGUCCCGGCUGAUGUCAUCACAGCGCAGACCAGAUGAGGAUUACGUCAUAGCUGCCGUCUAUGUUGAAUCCGAAGCAAAGGCGAUUCUCGAAGACUCCAUCAACAAUCUGCCAGUCAUGUUCGGCGAUCGAAUCGUCGUUCCAUCAAAAAUUCCGGAAGCGAAUCGUCCGCCAGCUACAUCGUGGGCACCCAGGAAUGGAGCGGAUGAAGUCUCUGGCUCGCAGCUACAUUUACUGGCCGAAUGUUGA